GACUCGCUUUGUUUACGAACGAAAGAAGAAUCCGAGAACGAGAGAAAGGAUAUGUCCGACCCGACACAAGCCGCUCGAUAGACGCGAUCCAAUUGUUAUUGCAAACUCUUUUCCUGUUCUGUGCCAACGUCUCGACAGUUUUUGGAAAUUUCGACCACACGUGCCAAAAGGCGAUCGAACGCAAUUUCGCUCAAGCGCACGACGAUGUGGUUAGAAUUGGUUAGAAUGCGGCACUUGCGGUAGCAGCAGGUGGCUGGGUGGCUCAACGCCAUGCAACAUCGCGGCUUAACGUUCAUUGUCGCGCGGCCAAAAAGCAUUUCUUAAUGCGAUCAUAACAAUUAUUUCGGGAUCAUAAUACAAAGACGUAUUCCCGUUGUUUAUUCAGUUCAGCCGCAUUCUUUUACAAGAGUGCUCGCAGCAGUUUUGUCUCUCGAUAAUUUGCCCGGCUCUUCGUGUAAUCGACCUACAUAUUCAUCAAAAGUGAGUUUAAUUAAGUACAUGAUUCCAAAAAAUCCAAAACGAGGAAAAACAGGGAAAAGAAAAGAAAAAGAAAAAGAUGAGCAUUUCAGAAAGAAUAGAAAGGAAGUAAAUAUAUUGCUUCUGAUAUACAGUAGUUCAUACACCUAGUCAAUUGAUAAAUGAAUUACCAAAUCAACCAAAUUAAAUUUAUUUAGCAAACUAUAACGCUGUCGUUUAAGACUAGAAAGAAAGAUGAGAGAAGCAAAUGUCAAAAAACCAGGUACAAUAAUAUCAAUUGGGCAAUUUAUCUACAAAUAACAGUUAUCUACUAUGUUAACAUAAUAGUAAUAGUGUGAUGUACAUAAUGUUGUAUAUAUAUAUUUUUUUUCAACGAUAUAUAGUAAGACAAUUAUCUGCAGAUGCUUAUGAUUGACAGGUGUUUUGUUUUCUUGUAAGUCUGCCAAAAGUUGAUAUAACAUACGUACAAGUAUAUGAAAUUUUAGCAACUCUGAUGUAUCUCUCGACAAUGUUACAAUUAUGCUUGAAUCGACGCAGGGAUGAGUCGCAACGUGCUCGUGGCAUUCGAUUUCGAUCACACCAUCUGCGACGACAACACCGACCUGGUAGUGCAAAAAUUGCUAAAGGAAGAGAGGAUAACCAAGGAUGUGCAGAAUCUGCGCAAGUCUAACGGCUGGAUCGUCUAUAUGGACAGGAUCUUCGAGCUCCUGCACGAGAGUUCCGUGAACGCAGGCCAGAUCGAGGACGCUAUCUUCGGUAUUCCCGCGGUCGCGGGAAUGGAGAAGCUCCUCGCUUCCCUGCACGCCAACGGCCACGAGGUGAUCGUUAUCAGCGACUCCAACAGCGUGUUUAUAAACCACUGGCUCAGAAGCAGGCGACUCGAGCACGUCGUGUCGCGCGUCUUCACGAAUCCAGCUCGAUACGACGACGACGGCAGGUUGAGAGUAGACGCGUAUCACACGCAGCACACGUGUCAGAUUAGCUCCAUCAAUCUCUGCAAGGGACAGAUCCUGAUGGACUACGUUCAGGAGAAACGCGCGCAAGGCAGAAGCUACGAGAGAAUCGUUUAUGUCGGUGACGGGGGAAACGAUCUGUGCCCGAUUUUGCGCCUCUCCGAAGCUGAUCUGGCGUGUCCGCGCAAAGACUAUUCGCUCAUCGAGCGAUUGAACAAGUUGCCUAUCUCCGUGUCGACCAAGGCGAAAAUUGUGCCGUGGCAAGACGGUACGGAUCUACAGCGCAGCUUGGAACAGAUCAUAGAGCUGAAGCUAACGAAUUAAGCUUCAUCUUUGAUCAAGAGAUAGUCGCAACCGUUUGCUCUUUUCAUUUCGUAUUUCUAUCUACAAUUCCUACAAUUUCUACAAUUUCUAUUUCCUUCUUCACACUUUAAUCAAUUUUUUUCUACAUCAUUUAUUUUGUGAUACAUUAUGAGAAUGUUCGUGUAACUAGCGCAUAUACGUAUUAUCGCUCGUUUGCUACAACAUAAUUAAAAAAUCAGCUGUUUGCAAAAAAAAAGAAUUUUGAUGAGGAUUAAAUACAUUGAGGUAGCGAUGCUCUUAUUCCUCUACUAUAUGUAAUCGCUGUACUCAAUCGUUAUACUAAAAUAGCAUUUAAAAAUCAUUAGAAAAUUUUUAAGCGGUGUAAAAGUUAUUAGAAAAUUUUCAAAGCAUUCAAACAGGAAAAUUUUCAUUUUUGAGUUGUCAUUGUAGCAAACGUUAUAUCAAAUUACAAUUCAGAGAUAAUAUUUUGCUAUAGUAACUGAUAACGAUAAGGAUAUGAUGAUAACGAUAAUUUGUUUCUUUCAUUGAAAAGUGCAAUAUUGCUAAUUACACACACACACACACACACACAAAUAAGUGUAACAAUACUUAUAAAAUAAAAUUUGUUUCGAUCAA
Messenger RNA from Solenopsis invicta (red fire ant), 2369 nucleotides. Its product is annotated as pyridoxal phosphate phosphatase PHOSPHO2. The transcript is spliced from 2 exons. Gene Ontology annotation, molecular function: phosphatase activity. The coding region runs from base 1017 to 1754 and encodes 245 amino acids. Lineage: Eukaryota; Metazoa; Arthropoda; Insecta; Hymenoptera; Formicidae. The record is from RefSeq and is a predicted model, not a curated record.